This is a messenger RNA of Tachyglossus aculeatus (Australian echidna), 544 nucleotides long. RefSeq names its product NADH:ubiquinone oxidoreductase subunit S6 (gene NDUFS6). Lineage: Eukaryota; Metazoa; Chordata; Mammalia; Monotremata; Tachyglossidae. Gene Ontology annotation, biological process: mitochondrial electron transport, NADH to ubiquinone. Bases 47 to 406 code for a protein of 119 amino acids. The record is from RefSeq and is a predicted model, not a curated record. The transcript has 4 exons.
GGGGGGGGAGUUAUUUGGCGCCGAGUCAGGUGGUCGCAGGGGCAAGAUGGCGGCGGCGGCGGCGGCGAUGACCUUCCGGCGGUUGGUGCGCCCGAGCGGCGCGCGCUGGCUGGGGGUGCGCGCGGCCCCCACUGGGGAAAAGGUGACGCACACGGGACAGGUUUACGACGCCAACGACUACAGGAGGGUCCGUUUUGUCGGUCGCCAGAAAGAGGUGAAUGAAAACUUCGCAAUCGACCUGAUAGCCGAGCAACCAGUGAGUCAAGUGGAAAAUCGCGUGAUAUCCUGUGAUGGGGGAGGAGGAGCGUUGGGACACCCCAAAGUGUACAUCAAUUUGGACAAAGAGACAAAAACCGGGACGUGCGGCUACUGUGGACUUCAGUUUAAACAACACCACCACCACUGAAACAGGGCAGGUGCCCUUCGUACCUCGCAACGAUCUAGUCGCGCGGAUUUUGGUGUUGACGUUAAAAAUAAAGCCUGUAUUUAAGCAUCACAGGUAUCCUGAAAAUAGUCUGUGAAUAAAAGACUCCAGCUAAGUCCA